CAGCAGAUAAGUGCCACCUCGGCAGGGUCCCGACACCAUGACGGGCCCAGCCCUGGGCAUGGCGGGCCAACUGGCCAAUGAAUCCAUCUCCGACUACAAGCUGCGGUUCUACGCCCAGCUCGCAUUGAUCGAGGCUGAAGAACAGCGGCAGCUGGCAGCCGAGACGGCCCGCCUACAGGCCGAAGCUGAGGCAGCAGCAGAGAAKCUGCGACUACAGACCGAAGCAGAUGCAGAUGCCCAGGCUCGCCGCAAGGAAGCCCAGGAUCUGUUGCAGCGGCAUGAAGCCAGCAGCAUCGAGCGACUCAAAUUCUGGCACUUUGAACCAAACGGCRACGAGGCAGAUCAGGAGGAACAACACAAGGAGUUCCUCUCCAAGCUCGUGACCCGGUUGUUGUAUGHGUGCAACUACCAACGGUCCGAGUUGGAGAAGCAGAACCUGGAACUACAGAACCUGCACCAGGCUCUGCAGACACAGCAACAAGAGAUGGUGACUCUCUGCCGCAUGGUGCAUGAUCACGACAGUGCUACACGGGCACUCAACGGCCGUGUCACGRACCUGGAGCAAUCUGCACCAGAUCCAGACGCAGUCGCGACCAGCAGUGCACCAUCAAACCACCAGCUGGAACAACGCAUGGACCACGUGGUGGCAAUGCUGGGUGACCUUACCACCUUCACAGCACCAGCCACCAUCAGCCAGCGGUUCGAGGAGCUGGAUGCCAAGCUCGAACAGCAACAGUAGCCAUCCGAGCACAGCAGCAGCUCGCCGAAGCCGUACAAGAUGCCAAAGUUCCAGAUUGAGAGAUUCGAUGACUACAUGCAUCAGAAUCCGGUAGUCUAGUGGCAAGGAUUCUCAACGGAGUUGGGGAUUCAUCAGAUCCCCAAGGACAUGUACAUCAGCGCUCUGUUCCUCAAUGUGAAAGKAGCAUGCCAGAUCU
Molecule: messenger RNA, 935 nt
Organism: Chara braunii
Lineage: Eukaryota; Viridiplantae; Streptophyta; Charophyceae; Charales; Characeae
Source: the annotation of a GenBank genome assembly